This is a messenger RNA of Eimeria acervulina, 5727 nucleotides long. RefSeq lists its product as hypothetical. The transcript is spliced from 3 exons. Lineage: Eukaryota; Apicomplexa; Conoidasida; Eucoccidiorida; Eimeriidae. The coding region runs from base 1 to 5727 and encodes 1908 amino acids. The record is from RefSeq and is a predicted model, not a curated record.
AUGAGAAGUGGGGCGACACUUCGGCGCAGCAGCGCUUCAGUGCUGCUGCCUUCUUCAGAGCAGCACCUGCCGCACGAGGAGCUGCAGCUGCAGCAACAAGUGCUGCAGCACCGCCGCAGCAGCAGUUUGCAUGCUCCCCCAAUUAAGUAUCAAGUGCCGCAGCAGCAGCAGCAGUAUCAUUGGCAGCAGCAGCAGCAGCAGCAGCAGCAGCAACAGCAGUAUCAGUGGCAGCAGCAACAAUGGCAGCUGCAGCACCAGUAUUGGCAGCAGCAGCAACAGCAGCCCAGUCUCUCCGUGCCGCCGCAUCCGCUGCCUGCUGCAGAAGAUGCAGCACCAGUGCAGCCUGCUGCUGUUGUUGCUGCUGCUCCUUACGUUAUCAGCAGCAGCAGCAGCAGCACCAGCGGGACGGCGAUGCCUCAGCAGCAGCCGCUGUUGCUACCGUGGCAGCAGGCCCGUGGUGCAGCAGCAGCAGCUGCAGCGCCUGUCCCUGUGCCGACAGCAGCAGCAGCAGCAACAGCAACAGCAGCAGCUGCUGCUGCUUCAAAUCCCUGUCCCGUUGCUUGGGAUGAGCAGCAGCUGCAGCAGCUGUGGAGUGCUGCAGCAUAUUCCGUGCAGCAGCUCGACUACAUAGCCGCAGUCUUCAGCCGGCUGCAUGCAGUUGACCAGUUGCUGCGGCCUCCUGCUGCUGCUGCAGCAGCAGGAACAACGCCCACCGCAGCAGCAAUUGCAGCAGCAGCAGCUGCUGCUGCUGCACCUAGAACAGCUACCAUCAGCGCUGCGGAGUUAGGGAUGUUCUGGGGGGCCUAUGCAGCAAUGGCUGACGCGCCGUACUGCUGCUGCAGCAACAGCAGAAGCAGCAGCAACAGCAGCAGCAGCAACAGCAGCAGCAGCAGCAACAACAACAACAGCAAGUGCUGUCUGGAGCGCUUGGGCCGUGUUGCUGCAGGAGGCAGCGGUCGCGUUGAUUUGCUGCUGUUUACUCGCCUUGUGGCGCUGCUUGAUUGUCAAACCCCAGCAGCAGCAGCAGCAAAGCUGCGGCUUCGCCUGAUCUUUGCUUACUUUGCUGAUGAUUCCCUUGCCGUGUACGAGCAGCAGCAGCAGCAGCAGCAGCAGCAGCAGGGGAGCAGCAGGAGACGGGUGCCUGUCUGGACAGAAAGCAGCUACGCUGCAUUCAAGGCGGCUAUGUGCAACUCUAAAGCAGUUGACCCGGCGAAGGCCCAGGCCCUACCUGCCUCUCUUGCGGCUUGCCUCGCCUUGCUGCGGUGUACGUACACGCCGCUGCUGCUGGAGGCGCAGUUUGUCGCUCUUGUAGAAGCCAACAUCAUUGCGGGCACCUCUCGGUUUUUUAGGAUUUGUUUGUUUGGAGGGUCAGCAGAUGCAGCAGAGCCUCUCUUUACUCUUGCUGCACUUCCCUACCCGCCGCGGAUUAUUAAAACAACUGUUGUCUCUGCUGCUGCUGAUGCUGCAGCAGCAGCUGCUGCUGUUGCUCCUGCAGCAGCAGGAGCAGCUGCUGCACCUCCUCCUGCUGCUGCUCCUGCUGCUGCUGCUGCUCCUGCUGCUGCAGCAGCAGCUCCUCUUUCGGCUUCCUACCAUGUAGGCGAAGCCGUUCCAAACCUCCUGCAGCAGCCGCAGCAGCAGCAGCAUUUGCUUCAGCUGACAAGUGGUCCCCGAGUUGCUUCGGCUCUGUCUCUCCGACCUGAACAGCAGCUGCAGCAGCAACAGCUGCAGCAGCAGCAGCUGCAGCAGCAACAGCUGCAGCUGCUGCAGCAGCAACAACAGCAGGACUGGUCUACACAAAACCGCCUGCUGCUUCAGACGCACAUGACUCCCACUCAUCUCUUCUCUCCAGAGCAGCAGCAUCAGCAGCAGCAGCAGCACCGGCUGCAGCUGCAGCCUGGGUACUAUCAGAUACACGAGCAACCGCUGCAGCUUGCUGCUGCUGCACGUGACAGCAGCAGCACGCAUCGCCGCUUGCUGUUCCAGCCUGCUGCAGCAGUCAGCAGCAGCAGCAGCAAUCAGGGUUUAAACGCGGAAGGAUAUCCCGCCCUGCUGCAGAAUGCACUGCAGCAGCAGCAGCAGCAGCAACAGCUCUAUCAAUUAGCUCAGGAGCACUAUGCAGCAGACUAUGAGGCGGAGCAGGAACUGCUUCGCUUGCGCCUGCAGCAGCAGCAGCAGCAGCAGCAUAAGCAGCAGCACUAUCAAACGGUCCUCAGGAUACCUUCGGACAUAGAACACUCGCUGCAGCAGCAGCAGCAGCAGCAGCAACAGCAGCAACAGCAGCAAAUGUGGCCAUACUUAGAUGGCUCCACGUCCCAAGGCACCAAUGAGGCAGUUGACCUAUUUCUGCAGCAGCUGCAGCAACAGCAACAGCAGCCGCAGCUGCUGCAGCAACAGACGCAGCAACAGCACCUGCAGCAGCAGCAUAUGCAACAGCAGCACCUGCAGCAGCAGCACCUGCAGCAGCAGUACCUGCAGCAGCAGCACCUGCAGCAGCAGCAGCAGCAAGAACAACAGCAGCAGCAGCUAUCUUUGCAGACUCCGUCUCAUUUGCUGCCUCAGCUGUCGCAGCUGCACCUUACGCAGCAAACACCUAUGCAGCAGCAACAGCACUUGCAGCAGCAGCAGCACUUGCAGCAGCAGCACUUGCAGCAACAGAACUUGCAGCAGCAGCACUUGCAGCAGCAGCAGCAGCAGCAGGAAUCGGUUGCCACUCUGAGGCUUCCGGCGAGGCGGUCCCCUGCUGCGCUAUCCAGAGUGGAUGGCCUGCAGCAGGGGCGAGCAGCAGCAGCAACAGCAACAGCAGCAACCACAACAACUGCAGCAGCAGCAGCAGCAGCACCUACGUCGCCUGCAGCAACGGGAAUUCCUUCGCUGUCUCUGUCGAUUCAAAGACCAGAACCCCCACCGCCGCCGCAGCAGCUGCAGCAGCAAGAGCUGCAGCAGCAGCAGCAGCAGCAGCAGCGACAGCCGGGAGACUGGAACAGCAGCACUCGGCGCUCUCUGCUGCUGCCUGUUGAGUCGCUUGGCUCUACGUCGCUGCCUUCAGCAGCAGCAGCUGCUGCUGCCCUGACAGCAACAGCAUCAGCAGCAGGAAAAGGUGCUGCAGCGACAGACGUAGGGAGUCCCGGCUCUGCUGCCGCUGCUGCAGCUGCUGCUCCAACGGUUCCCCCGCGACGGCUGCUGCUGCGCGUGCAGAGCAGCAGCAGCAACGCCUCCAUCAGCCUACAAGAACCGCAGCAGCAAAGUCCGCCUCGGCUGGCUCGAAGCAGCAGCAGGAGCAGCAGCAGCAGCAACAGCAGCAGCAGCAACAGCAACAGCAGCAGCAGCAACAGCAGCAGCAGCAGCAGCAGCGACCUUCCCAAGUUGUCAGGCCCUGCCCCAGCGUUGCGCCCAGCAGGAGAAGCAGCAGCAGCAGUAGAAGCAUACGGAGCCCCGCUGCUGUUGCCGCCCCCUCAAGGAGGUGCAUCAGCAGCUCCUGCAGCAGCAGCAGCACUUGCAGCAGCAGAAACAGCAGCAGCAGAAGCAGCACUAACUGGGAAAGGUCUUUAUAAAGAGCCUCUCUCAGACUGUCAGUCCUCUACUGCUGCAUGCACCAGAGACAACAGCGACAGCAGCAGCAACAGCAGCAGCAACGGCAACAGCAACAGCAGCAGCAGCAGCAGCAGCCUCGCGGAGCUGCCACUCUUUCAGCCUCAGCCGCUGCUGCGCCGCAGCCGCCUGAGUGAGUCACCGUCUUCGCCUGCUGCUCUUGCUGCUGCUGCUGCAGCAAACAACUGCAGCAGCAGCAACAGAAACAGCAGCAGCGACAGUGGCAGCAACAGGACGAGCAAUGAUCGAGCUGCUGCCGGCUCCGGAAUCAGCAACAACGGCAUCUGCAGCUGCAACAACAGCAACAGCAGCGGCAGCAGCAGCAGCGACAACAGCAGCAGGGGGCUGGCUCAAUCGGUCUUGCAACCGCUGCACGUAUCAGAUGCUACCAGCAACAGCAGCAGCAGCAGCAACAGCAACAACAGAACAGCGCCUCAGUCUCGCUCUUCCAACCAACAACUGCAGCAGCAGUCAUCCCUCUGCACCGACAACAGCAACGCCGGCAGCAGCAACAACAGCAGCAGCAGCAGCAACGGCAGCAAGAAUAGCUUUAUAAGGCCCCGCCGUGAUUUAUUUGCUGCCAUUCGCAGGGAGUGCACGGAAGACUCGGCGCUGCUGCUGCUGCGGCAGCAGCAGCGUGAACAGAAGCUGAGCCCCAGAGGCGGUGAGAAGGCAGCAGCAACAGCAGCAACAGCAGCAACAGCAACAGCAGCAGCAGAACAAUCAGAAGAGCGUCUCCUUAGGGAGCCGUGCGCGCUGUCUCCUCCUCUGAGGCCCCAAGGCCCUGCUACCAGGCUCCAGGACUCGCAGCUAAUGCCACUGCAGCUUGCUGCAGCAGCAGCAGCAGCUGCUGCUGCUGCUGCUAAGCCGCGACAAAGCACAAGAAUUCCUUUUGGGAGUCCAGAGCAGGCAGACGGCCACAAGCAGCAGCAGCAGCAGAAGCAGAAACAAGUUGCUGCAGCAGCAGAACCAGCAGACGCAACAGCAGCAACGCAGCAGCAGCAGCAGCAGCAGCAGCAGCAGCAAGUCCGACGGACGCCGUCCGGAUCCCCUCGAGGGACUGCAGCUGCAAAAGGCAUUUCUUUUCAUGAAGAAUUGAGACAGCGGCUGCUGCUGCGAGGAGGGGCCCUCGAGCAGCAGCAGCAGCAGCAGCAACAGCAGCAAAAGCAGAAGCAGCAGCUCGCCUUGAGGCAAGGUGCUGCUUCACCCCCGCUUUUCGGGCAACGUCGGGGCCCGAUGCUUUCGGGUGCUGCUGCAGCAGCAGGAACACCGCAGCAACAGCAGCAGCAGCAAGAGCGGGAGCGGGUGAGUGAAGCGGCCGAUGACUCUGCAGCAACAGCUUCAGCAACAGCUGCGGCAACAGCUGCUGCUGCAGCGCUGCCAUCUGAGAAGCAGCCGCAAGUGAUGCUGCAGCAGCGGCAGCAGGUGAAGCAACCACAAGAGCAGCAGCAGCAGAAGCACCCUGUACCUAAUCUUGGAGGCCCCCUUCCUCAAGCAGCAGCAGCAGCAGGAAAACAGACAGAAGAUGCUGCUUUUCUUGCAUGUAAGGAGCAGCUGGGCUGCUAUGAGCCUCUUGCUGCUGCUGCUGCAGCAGCAGCUGCUGCUGCUGCAGCUCAGGGAGCAGCGGCCGUGCAGCCUCUGGUUGCUGCAGCAGCAGCAGCAGCAGCAGCAGAAGCGGCAGCAGCAGCAGGCCUGGGAACAGCCGAAGAAACAGCAGAAAAAGCAGCACACCUCGCGCGAACUGCUGCUGGCGUUGCUGCUGCAGCAACAGAGGUAGCAGAUAUACGAGAUCCAGAAGCAGCAGCAGCAUCAGCAGCAGCAGCAGCAGCAGCUGCUGCUGCUGCUGCUGCUGCUGCAGACGCCUCGUGCAGCGAUGCUGAGGGAGACGAACAGCUGCUACCCUUCUUCACGCGGCAGCAGCAGCUGCGCCUUGAAGUCGGUUCCCCUGCAGCAGCAACAGCAGCAGCAACAGCAGCAGGGGGCGUUGGGAGCAGGACCGGCUUGGCUGAAAACUCUGCUGCAGCAUGCAGAAGCAGCAGCAACGGAAGCAGCAACAGCAGCAGCUGCAGCAGCUGCAUUGAGGCCGUCAGUUCGCCACAUGGGUCGCCUAUGCACAAGGAGCCUGUACCUUCUAGCUAG